Messenger RNA from Cuscuta campestris, 3416 nucleotides. The record is from the annotation of a GenBank genome assembly. NCBI's taxonomy places the organism in Eukaryota, Viridiplantae, Streptophyta, Magnoliopsida, Solanales, Convolvulaceae.
GGCGAGUAACCAAUCCGAGAGAUUUGCUUACUCCAGAAGCUAAUUCCAAUGCGUCUGGCGAUUGAGUUAUGGACGGCGGGAACUAUCGUGGCGGAGGCAGGGGCCGUGGUCGCGGCGGCGGCGGCGGAGGUCGCGGUGAAAGAGACACAAGUCAACCGGGUCAAGGCGGCGCUGGCGGAGGCCGAGGCGGGCGCGGAAAUGGAUCUCAUCGGGGAGGGUAUAACCAGCCACCGAAUCAGCAGCAGUGGGUAGAUCGGACAGCAGGCCAGGGUCGCGGGGAUCAGCGACCUCCGCCGCAGCAGUUGCCCCAAAGUCAGCAGCGGCCCCAGUACGGCGGCGGUGGUGGUAAUCGGGGUCCUGCUCCUAGUGGUGGGGCGUAUGGGAAACCGCAGCAGCCUCAUGAUCAGGGCCCUCGGCCUUGGGGCGGGGCACAUCGGCCACAAUCUCAGCAGCCUCAUGAUCAGGGCCCUCCUCCUUCUGACGGUGCAUAUCGGGCACCCCUUCAGCCUCCUCAGGGUAGUGGGCCCAGACCGUCUGUUUGGAGCGGUAAGGCCUGGGGUCCUCGAGCUGCGUCCAGUCAAUCUCAGCCCCAACCUCCUCAGUCUCAGCCUCGGCCACCUCAGUCUCAGCCUCGGCCACCUCAAUCUCAGCCUCAACCCCAAACCAUUACAGCUCCCCGCGCCUCUACUGAGGUUGCUGCUAAGCCAUCAUCUUCAGAAGCUUCCAAAAACAAGCAUCAACCAAUCAAACGACCGGAUAAGGGAGGAACUCUUGCUGUCAGGAAUAUUAAUCUGCUUGUUAACCAUUUCCCAGUUACUUUUGGCCCUCAAACAACCAUAAUGCACUAUGAUGUGGAUGUCAACCAAGUCAAUAAUGAGAACGAGCCUAUGAAGAAGUCAAUAUCAAAAUCACUUCUUUCCAUUAUCAGGAAACAACUGUUUGAUGAUAACCCGCAGAGAUUUCCCUUGGAUAUGACUGCUUUUGAUGGUGAGAAAAACAUUUUCAGUGCAGUUCCACUACCCACGGGAGAAUUCAAGGUGGUUUUGUCUGAGGAUGAAUCUAAGUCUCGCACAUAUAUGUUCACCAUCAAGCUUGUUAGUGAACUCAAGCUUUCAAAGCUCAGAGAUUACUUAAUUGGUAAUGUGUCUCACCUACCUCGUGAAAUUCUUCAGGCUAUGGAUUUGGUAAUGAAAGACAACCCUCUUAGGAGCAGGAUCAGCGUGGGUAGGUACUUUUUCUCCAAAGAGUACUAUAAUGCCGAAGAUCUUGGGUAUGGUAUUGCGGCUUAUAGAGGAUUCCAACAGAGCUUAAAGCCCACGUCACAAGGUCUUGCUUUAUGCCUUGACUUUUCAGUCUUGGCAUUUCGCAAACCGCUGGCAGUCUUAGACUUCCUCACACAGUACAUUCCGGAUUUUAAGGUAGAAGAAUUUGAUUAUUUUAGGCCACAAGUUGAAGAUGCUUUGAUAGGGUUGAAGGUGAAUGUGACUCACCGUAGAACCAAACAAAAGUUUAUUAUAUCAAAGUUAACCAAAGAAAGCACGCGAGAACUGAAAUUUGUAGUUACAGAUCCUGAUGGAAAUACUCCACCAAGAGAUGUUUAUCUUGCUGACUACUUUCGUGAGAAAUAUGGGAUGGAGAUUAGGCACACAAACAUUCCAUGUUUAGAUAUUGGAAAAGAUCGGUAUGUACCAAUGGAAGUUUGUAUCUUGAUUGGAGGGCAAAUAUUUCCCAAGGAGGAUUUGGAUAAGAACACAGGCAUAUUCCUUAAAAAGCUAUCACUUCCUCCACCAGAUCAAAGGCGACAGUUGAUUAAUGAAAUGGUGAGGGCUGAAGAUGGACCUAGUGGAGACGUUAGUCGUAACUUUGGAAUGAGAGUUGUAGAAGACAUGACACGGGUUGUGGGCCGCUUACUUCCUCCCCCUCAAGUGAAGUUAGGAGGUUCGAAUAUGGCUCCAGUUAACGAUAAAUGCCAGUGGAAUCUUGUCGGGAAAUCUGUUGUUGCGGGCGCUGCAGUUGAACGAUGGGCUUUGAUUGAUUUCACCACUUAUGACCGUCGCAAUAGGCUGCGGUCCAAUGAUUUUGUUGAAAACUUGAAAAGGCGGUCAAGAAGCAUGGGAAUGUGCAUGGAGGAUCCAAUCAUCUGGCAUAAUACUAACAUGAAUGACUUAUCCAAUGUUAGUAGGGUUGAAAGUCUCCUAAAACGUGUCGUUGAGGAAGCUAAAAAGAAAACACAGGCAAAAUUGCAAAUCAUGGUUUGUGUUAUGCCGGGCAAGGAUAAUGGUUACAAGUAUUUGAAGUGGGUUUCAGAAACUAAAAUUGGGGUUGUGACGCAAUGUUGCUUAUCUGGUACAUUCAACAGAGGGCGUGACCAAGAUCUUGCAAACCUUUGCAUAAAGAUAAAUGCAAAGCUUGGGGGUAGCAACUUUGAACUUGGUGGGAGGCUUCCACGUUUUCAGGGUCAUGAACAUGUCAUGUUCAUUGGCGCUGAUGUCAACCAUCCUGCUGCACGCAAUGUCACGUGUCCAUCCAUUGCAGCAGUUGUGGGCACGGUCAACUGGCCUGCUGCAAAUCGCUAUGCUGCUAGGGUUUGCCCACAGAAGCACCGGAAAGAAACAAUCCUUAAUUUUGGGAGCUUGUGUUCUGAUUUGGUCAAUGCUUAUGCUAAGACGAAUGGUGUGAGGCCGAUGAGGAUCGUGGUCUUCCGUGAUGGUGUGAGCGAUGGUCAGUUUGAAAUCGUGCUCAAUGAGGAGCUUAUUGCUAUGAGGAAUGCGAUUUAUACUGAAGGCUAUGAGCCACCAAUAACUUUUGUCGUUGCCCAAAAGAGACACCAGACUCGCCUCUUCCUUCCGAAUUCAUCCAACAAUGUGCCCCCUGGAACUGUUGUUGACACUAUAAUUGUGCACCCAACCGACUUUGACUUUUACUUGUGCAGUCAUUUUGGAGGCCUUGGUACAAGCAAACCUACACACUAUUACGUGUUGUGGGAUGAUAAUCAUUUCAGCUCUAAUGAUAUGCAAAAGUUGAUUUACGAUUUGUGUUUCACUUUUGCCCGGUGCGCAAAAGCUGUUUCACUUGUUCCGCCCGUUUACUACGCCGAUCUCGUUGCCUACCGAGGACGCAUGUUUCAAGAAGUGGUCAAUGAGAGACAACAUGGCAGGUCAUCUUCACCAUCUUCUGCCCCUUCAUUCCAACACGAGUUCUAUAAUCUUCACCCCGAUCUCAAAGACAUUAUGUUUUUCGUCUGAUUCGCGGAAACAGUUUUUAGACCGGGUAAGCCUUCUAGUUUAUGCUUGUGCGAAUCUUAUGUGUCUGUAUAGUGAAACUUUUCAUGGGACCCUAUUGUGUUUCUACACCCCACCCCCAAGUAAAUGUCUUGAAGUCUUUCAAGUCUAUCUCAAUAUAUAAGGUGGAUGAGA